Molecule: messenger RNA, 915 nt
Organism: Melitaea cinxia (Glanville fritillary)
Lineage: Eukaryota; Metazoa; Arthropoda; Insecta; Lepidoptera; Nymphalidae
Exons: 2
Coding region: 1-915 (304 amino acids)
Source: RefSeq, a predicted model, not a curated record
AUGAAUGAGAGUGUCAUGCGAGCGUACUAUGAGGCGACAGGUGGGGGAAUUAAUCUCACUGCGUAUCGUUCAACGAUGUUGUCUCUGUUUCAGGCGCUUGAACCAACCGUCACCGUAACCGCACAACGACUAUCGGAUCAAGUACGAGCCAUUCAGCGUUGUCACCUCCUGGAUGAAUCAGUACUUGAGCGGCUGCGUACAAAUUUACCACAACUUAAUACUGUUAGUCACAUUCGUGAUAUACAAACAUCACAAAAAGAGCAAAGAGAGGUAAUAAAUUUUAAUAUAAAUCAUAUAUCUCCUAACAGUGUUGAUUUGUCGGUAAACGAACAGGAUAAUGAGCCUAUGAGGAGAGCUUUGGAGGAUGCUAUUUUGAAAUAUAGAUCCUUGCCACCAAAUAUUAGGCCACAGCUACCUCGUUUGCCUAUUCACAGACGUAAUUUGGCUUUAGUAGGUGUUAUGGAUAAAAUUUUACAACAAUAUUUAGACAGCACUCAAAAUUUAUCCGAUACUCACUCACUUCUGUACUGUGGAGCUGCAGCUGUUUGUAAUGUAGCUAAUUUGAAGUUUAAAUCAAAUAAAAUUACUUUACCAUCCCAUACAGCUCCAGCUUGGCAGGCCAGAAUUGAAAAACGAAUAAAUUUAACCAGAACACUAAUAGCCAAAUUAACAUGUUUCAGGGCAGGUAACAUGCGUCCAAAAAUCAUGCGGUUUGUACACCAGGCUUUUGCGGGUACAAAUAUAAGAUCCAACGAGUACAUAACAUCAGUCUCGGACCGCAUAGAUUUUCUGAAGCAAAAACUCUGUGCAUGGGCAAAACGCAUUAAGAGGUACGUCGAAACCGGAAAAAUCUGGCUGCCGCUUGGAUUGACUACAAGAAAGCGUAUGAUUCAGUGCCUCAUACAUGGCUUAUGA